UUUGAUUCCCGAGAAACUAAUAAAAGAGUUGAACGUUGUCCAACUUCCCAGGCAUAAAAAAUUAUCAUUGAAGGCUUUCAUCAUUCUUAGUUAACGUCUUACAUGUCUGCACUACAAUAUUUGAGCAAUCCAGCAUCAUGAACGCAUAUAGCUGCACCAUAAAUACUCGCAUGACACUGAUUUUGUAUUUAUUUCUACAUUUACAUAGAGAUCUUUAUAUGCAAAUAAAUGUCACCGCGUCCCCCCUGGUUUUUCAAGGCAUCUCUAUCAGCCUUCUGAACAAAGAAUAAAACGCACUCUCUGGGGGCGACGGGACAAGUAACUAACUCGCAACUUUUGUCUGUUAAGGACUACAGCAAAUUUCCUAUGGAACGUGAGCCGUUUGCCCCUUCAGUUGCUCCUCAGACAUGUGUCCUGAAAAUGAAUUUUGCAUGUGGAAAUUGCCACAAGAAGAUCAGGAAACAAUUGCAGAAAACUCAAGGUGUGCACUCCAUCCACAUAGAUGCGAAUGAAGGGAAGGUGACAGUCUCAAGUACAGUAGACCCUCAUGUACUUAUAGAAGAGUUUGCAAAGAUUGGGAAGAAAGCACAUCUUCUAUGGGAACCAAGACCUCUCUUGAUGAACCAAAACAACGCUGAUAACAGAGGUAAGAGAGUUCAAGAUGCACUUUUUGAUGCUCAACAAAAUGGAAUCGAUCUGGAUCAGCUGGCUCAACUGCAAAAAUUCGCUGAGAAUAAAAGGUUGAAACUUUUGGAGCUAAACCAAACCAACAACAUAAAGAUGACCUUCAAUGACAACGGUGAUAUCAGUCAUAUUGAUCAUGCCACGGACAUCAAUACAAACAAUUUGCACGAGCCUAAAGGGAGUAAUGGAGCUAUGAAUGGGCACAACCCACCACCUCUGAAUACAUUUGGUCAAGGCCAAUAUGGUAAUAUCGGUGGUGCGAGCAGCAGCAGAGGUCCUGCUCCCUUUGGUAAUGGUAGUGGUGGAUGUGAUCCCACAACGAAAAAUGUACCUCCUUGUUGCCACGCUUUUGAGUUCAGCUGUGGCGGCAAUAGAUGGGGUGAGGAGAAGGCUCAAAGGCCUCUACUGCCACCCAACUGUGAUCCUACUGGUCCAAUGCCAACAUGCAACCAUGGUCCUUCCGGGGCAACACCACCAAAUCACUAUGCUCCUCAUGGAUUGCAACCGGUGAAUAUCCUACACGUAGAUGUAAACUGUGGUGGGGGUCAUAAAACUUGCCGGGUGAUGUGAGCUACAGCUUGUGCUGCAGGCUAUGAUUAGGUUAACGAAUAAUAAACCAUGUUCUGUUGUUGCAAAUCCACACGUGAACUUGGCAUUCACGACACAUUAUUUCUUAGAGGGAAGCAAUUUCAUUAUAUAUUUCGAUUUGUAAUGUACUAAAAUCUUUUCCCCCCUCGAUAUUGGCAAAGA
Messenger RNA from Populus nigra (black poplar), 1434 nucleotides. RefSeq names its product heavy metal-associated isoprenylated plant protein 37-like. The record is from RefSeq and is a predicted model, not a curated record. The transcript is spliced from 3 exons. Lineage: Eukaryota; Viridiplantae; Streptophyta; Magnoliopsida; Malpighiales; Salicaceae. The coding region runs from base 367 to 1254 and encodes 295 amino acids. Gene Ontology annotation, molecular function: metal ion binding.